CCGCCAGCCUCCGCGGCUGCAGCCUCCGAAGGGAGGCCGGGGGAGCCGGCGUGCGCACUUUCCCGCGGACUUUCGGAGUGUUUGUGGAUUUACAUGCCAAGCCAUCAAGAUGAUGUCCAUGAACAGCAAGCAGCCUCACUUUGCCAUGCAUCCCACCCUCCCUGAGCACAAGUACCCGUCGCUGCACUCCAGCUCCGAGGCCAUCCGGCGGGCCUGCCUGCCCACGCCGCCGCUGCAGAGCAACCUCUUCGCCAGCCUAGACGAAACGCUGCUGGCGCGGGCCGAGGCGCUGGCGGCGGUGGACAUCGCCGUGUCCCAGGGCAAGAGCCACCCGUUCAAGCCGGACGCCACGUACCACACGAUGAACAGCGUGCCAUGCACGUCCACGUCCACCGUGCCGCUGGCGCAUCACCACCACCACCACCAUCACCACCAGGCGCUCGAGCCCGGUGACCUGCUGGACCACAUCUCGUCGCCCUCGCUCGCGCUCAUGGCCGGCGCGGGCGGCGCGGGCGCGGCGGGCGGCGGCGGCGGCGCCCACGACGGCCCGGGGGGCGGCGGCGGCCCGGGGGGCGGCGGCGGCCCAGGCGGUGGCGGCCCCGGGGGCGGCGGCGGCCCGGGCGGCGGCGGCCCGGGGGGCGGUGGUGGGGGCCCGGGCGGCGGGCUGCUGGGCGGCUCGGCGCAUCCUCAUCCGCACAUGCACGGCCUGGGCCACCUGUCGCACCCGGCGGCGGCGGCCGCCAUGAACAUGCCGUCGGGGCUGCCGCACCCCGGGCUGGUGGCGGCAGCGGCGCACCACGGCGCGGCGGCGGCGGCGGCUGCGGCGGCGGCGGCCGGGCAGGUGGCGGCGGCGUCGGCGGCGGCGGCCGUGGUGGGCGCGGCGGGCCUGGCGUCCAUCUGCGACUCGGACACGGACCCGCGCGAGCUCGAGGCGUUCGCCGAGCGCUUCAAGCAGCGGCGCAUCAAGCUGGGUGUGACGCAGGCCGACGUGGGCUCGGCGCUGGCCAACCUCAAGAUCCCGGGCGUGGGCUCGCUCAGCCAGAGCACCAUCUGCAGGUUCGAGUCGCUCACGCUCUCGCACAACAACAUGAUCGCGCUCAAGCCCAUCCUGCAGGCGUGGCUGGAGGAAGCCGAGGGCGCACAGCGCGAGAAAAUGAACAAGCCCGAGCUCUUCAACGGUGGCGAGAAGAAGCGCAAGCGGACUUCCAUCGCCGCGCCCGAGAAGCGCUCGCUCGAGGCCUACUUCGCCGUACAGCCCCGGCCCUCGUCCGAGAAGAUCGCCGCCAUCGCCGAGAAACUGGACCUCAAAAAGAACGUGGUGCGGGUGUGGUUUUGCAACCAGAGACAGAAGCAGAAGCGGAUGAAAUUCUCCGCCACUUACUGA
This is a messenger RNA of Kogia breviceps (pygmy sperm whale), 1384 nucleotides long. It is a transcript of the gene POU4F1, whose product is annotated as POU class 4 homeobox 1. NCBI's taxonomy places the organism in Eukaryota, Metazoa, Chordata, Mammalia, Artiodactyla, Physeteridae. Gene Ontology annotation, biological process: regulation of transcription by RNA polymerase II. Gene Ontology annotation, molecular function: DNA-binding transcription factor activity, RNA polymerase II-specific; RNA polymerase II cis-regulatory region sequence-specific DNA binding. The record is from RefSeq and is a predicted model, not a curated record.